AUUGUAGAAUUGAAUGUGUGUAAGGUUACAAAGUUGGUGCGAACGAGGGAAUAAACGAAUCGUGUUAAUUAAUUGGUGGUGGAUACAUAAUCGUUAAAGAUUCAAAAGUGUAGUUAAAGAUCUAAAUGUGUAUUACUAAUGUGAUACGUCGAAGAAAAAGUGCGCUUUGAUUUGGUGGAAAGAAAACGCGAGCUGAAAUAAAUUAUCUUUGUAACGUAUAUAAAAGAAAAAGAAUAAGAAGAAGAGGAAAAGGAGGAAUAAGAAAACAAAAAGACAAUAAGAGAAGUAUUAAGUAUUUUUCACAAAAUAUGGAAAUUCGACGACCAGGAGAAAUGUCGAAUCCAAAAAAUGUCGUCGUUGGAGGACAAGUUCGCGAAGGGACGAGGGUCGUUCUGCGGGAAAUCACAGCCAUGCUUCACAAUUCCCCGCCAACACAAACGUCUCCUCGUCGUAAGAUUGGAAACGACACUACCAACAACACUUUCUCCAAGGCUGCAGCCGAACACGAGGUGAAGGUGCGUUUCGCGCGUGAAUUCGCAGAUGCAGACUUGGUGACGCACUCUAAACCCGAGAGUUUCUCUUCGGAGAGCAGCUAUUACAGCAUCGGUAGUACCCAAAGCACCAAAACCAGUGGUAUCAAUUCUGAUAUCGAUGACCUCACCAAUUCUCCACUAUACAAGGUCUCAGACACUUCCUAUGUGGACAAUAAUAUACCAGGUGUCAACGAACUGAUUCGUGCCUAUGCAGAUAUUCAACUCGAUUCUAAUGCAGAGGAAGUCUCAUCUUCUAAUUCUAUUUAUGAAUCUCCCAAUGACACUUUGAUUCAAACUUUCAACUCAGCCAUCGAUGAUACCGACAUUUUCAUAGAUGAAAAGUCACCUAACAAGUGUCAUUUAAACGAGACAUGCACGAUAGAAAAUGGUUCAGCAACACCCUUAAAUAUCAUCACGCAUUCUCUUAUUAAUUCUUCUCAGACACAAGAAGAAUUACUUGAACAUUUAACUUGCAACAAUACAUCUCAAGAAUCUUUACACUUGCAAACAAAUAUAUCUGUUACGAAGGAAGACAUUGCUGGCAAUGUACAAGAAAAUAAACAGGAAUUAAAAGAAUACGAAGCCGAAAGUGUAAAACUUACUUUAGAAACAUCUACGCCAAGAUCAACUACUCCUGUUGAUUAUAACAACGUAGAGAGAGAAAAAGUUGAACAUAUAUGUAAUGAUACCAAUGAUAAGGAAACAGAUACGUGUAAUAAAGUUAACAAAGAAGCUGAUUUAAGUAAUACAGACAAAAGCGAAAUAGAUACAAAUAAUACUUGUAUUGAUCAAAUAGUUACCAAUAUUGUUAUUGAAAAUAUAAAAUCUGAUAAUACAGAUGAAAGCAAAGCAGAUAAAAAUAACAUUGAUGAAAAUGAUAUUGAUGUAAAAAAUAAUAUAAAUGAACAUGAAAUUGAUACAACAAUUAAUAUAGAUGAAAAUGGCAUUGAUACAACUAUUAAUGUAGCUGAACAUGAAAUUGAUACAACUAUUAAUAUAGAUGAAAAUGAAAUUGAUACGACAAUUAAUAUACACGAGCAUAAAAUUGAUACGACAAUUAAUAUAAAAGAAGAUAAAACAGAUACAACAUUUGAUAUAAAAGAAAAUAAAAUCAAUACAACAGAUACAAGAUUUGAUAUAAAGGAAAAUAAAAUCAAUACAACAGAUACAGCAUUUGAUAUAAAGGAAAAUAAAAUCAAUACAACAGAUACAACAUUUGAUAUAAAGGAAAAUAAAAUCGAUACAACAGAUAAUAUAUAUGGACAAAAAAUCGAUACGGAAUUUAAUAUAAAUGAAAAUAAAUGUGAUGCAACAUUUAAUGUAAAUGAAAAUAAAAUCAAUACAUCUAAUGUAAAUGAAAAUAAAAUCAAUACAUCUUAUGUAAAUGAAAAUAAUAUCGAUGCAUCUAAUAUAAAUGAAAAUGAAACAGAACUAAAUGAUCUAAAUAAAAAUAAGACAGAUACAAAUAAUAUAGAUAAAAAUAAAAUAAGCAGGGAAAAUCUAAUUGAAAAGAAAACCGAUGAAGAUGAUGUAGAUAGUAAGAUAAAAAGUACAACUAAAAAUGAAAUAUUGGAUGAGACGUUAACUUUAACUGAUGAGAUUUUCUUAAGUAGUGAUCCCUUAAAUGAAGUCGAACACAUAGAAUUUGAUUAUGAAGAAUUUAAGCCACAGAGACAGAGCACUACAUUGACUAACAAUGAUGAUGGUGUCUGUUGUUCUUUAGAGAAAUUAGAAUUAGCGGCAGGAGAAAUCACAGAUGACAUUUUAAAAUCUCCUUUAGAACUUGAAGAUGGUAUUUCUAAUCCAGUGUUAGAAAUAUUCCAUGAUCCGACGACUUUUGAUUUCCUUUCGGCAAGAGGAAAUUCAGAAAGUUCAACUCGCCUUAGGAAUGAAUCCUUGUUUAUUAAAUUUGAUCCUUUGUUAGCAAACACCAGUAUGUUACCUCAAGGAAAUAGUCAAGUUUUUAGUACUCCUACCAGCGGUACGAUACAUAAAUUAGAAGAGAUUCAAGACAAAAAUGAUGAACCUUUACAAGUAACUAAAUCUGAUACAAAGGAAGUAGAAAAUACAGACGGAACGGAGAAAUUGGAGUUACUACGUGUGACUGUGUCGCAAUUGGAAAAAGAAUUGGAGAAACAGAAAACGGAAUAUGAAUCCAAAUUGGAAAAACAAAAGGCAGCUUCUCAAGAAAAAAUAGCAAAAUUGCAAGCGCAAUUAAACGAAGAAGUUGAGAAUAAAAAUCAAUUAGCAGUUGUUGUGGACGAAUACGAAAAGUCGAUAAGUCGAUUACUAACUGAAAAGGAAAGAGAUCACGCUAGUUUGGAGCAGGAAAAAUCUAGAAUACAAGAAGAGCUUCAAGCUACUAAUCUUCAUCUUAGCAAUACGGAAGCUGCAUUUAACGACGUUCAUUUGAAAUAUGAAAGGCUCAAGGGAGUCGUUUCAGCUUAUAAAAAUAACGAAGGUGUUUUAAAAGAAAGUAUCCAAGAAAACUUGGACACGAUAAAGUCUUUAGAAAAUCGUUACGAUCAAUUGAAAACUCAUGCCAUGUCGCAAUUAAGAAAGGCUAAUUUGGAAUUAGUGGAUAUACGAAAACAACACGAAUCCGAGACGGUAAAAUUACACGCGAUGGUGAGGAAGGCAGAAUUGAAAAGUAAUUCUCUCGCUGAGAUAGUAGAGCAAAAAACGAAGGAAAACAAAGAACUCACACAGAUAUUAGAUGAAUUGAUUGCUAGGGUUGGUCGUCAAAAUGCAGAAUAAGGAGAACUAAAAAGAGUUUUAUAAUAGAAUUAAUUUAAUAUCUCCUGAACAUCCCUUGUCGCAAUUAGUCUGUAUUAGUCUUUAUUUCUUCCCUCUUUAUUAUUAGUCUUUAUUUUUUUACUCGCCUUAACCAUAUUAAAUAUAUAUAUAUAUAAAGAUCUUACGCUAGAUAUAUCACUAAGGCAUAUAUUAAUCUAUUUAUCGAUAUG
Molecule: messenger RNA, 3499 nt
Organism: Polistes canadensis
Lineage: Eukaryota; Metazoa; Arthropoda; Insecta; Hymenoptera; Vespidae
Gene: tacc
Exons: 6
Coding region: 309-3290 (993 amino acids)
Biological process (GO): mitotic spindle organization; cerebral cortex development; cell population proliferation
Cellular component (GO): cytoplasm
Source: RefSeq, a predicted model, not a curated record